CGCCCGGCGCCGCCCUGUCAGUCCCCGGGAGCGAGCGGGGCGGCCCCUCUGCGGCAGGCGGCUGGCGGGCGCGCAGAGAGCCGGAAAGGCGGGCGGCGGCGCGGCGAGGGGGACACGCAGGAUGUCCUUCAAGAAGGAAACCCCACUUGCCAAUGCUGCGUUCUGGGCAGCGAGGAGGGGAAACCUGGCCCUGCUGAAGCUGCUGUUAAACAGUGGUCGUGUGGAUGUGGACUGCAGAGACAGUCAUGGCACCACACUCCUCAUGGUGGCCUCCUACGCUGGCCACAUAGACUGUGUGAGGGAGCUGGUUCUGCAGGGCGCGGACAUCAACCUCCAGAGAGAGUCAGGUACAACUGCCCUGUUCUUUGCUGCCCAGCAAGGCCACAAUGACGUCGUGAGAUUUCUCUUCGGAUUUGGAGCAUCCACUGAAUGUAGGACCAAAGAUGGCGGCACUGCCCUGUUGGCUGCCAGUCAGUAUGGGCACAUGCCAGUGGUGGAGACCUUACUGAAACACGGAGCCAACAUCCAUGAUCAACUUUAUGAUGGAGCCACUGCCCUUUUCCUAGCUGCCCAAGGAGGUUACUUGGAUGUCAUUCGACUGCUGCUGUCUUCAGGGGCAAAAGUCAACCAGCCAAGGCAGGACGGAACCGCACCACUGUGGAUCGCAUCCCAGAUGGGCCACAGCGAGGUGGUGCGCGUGAUGCUGCUGAGGGGAGCUGACCAUGAUGCUGCACGCAAUGACGGCACUACAGCACUGCUGAAAGCGGCCAACAAAGGGUAUAAUGACGUCAUAGAGGAGUUGCUCAAAUUCUCACCUACUCUCGGCAUUUUGAAGAAUGGAACUUCGGCUCUCCAUGCUGCAGUGCUCAGCGGGAAUAUUAAAACAGUUGCGCUGCUUCUGGAAGCAGGGGCAGAUCCAGCCUUGAGAAACAAGGCCAAUGAGCUUCCAGCAGAACUAACCAAAAAUGAGCGCAUACUGCACCUCUUGAGAAGCAAAGAAGGACCUGGCAAGAAUGAAUUUGGUUCCAGCUUGGACAGAUAGAAACUUAAGCCACAUUGUCUGGAAAGAAAUGGGUUUUAACAAUUUUGGAAAUUCUUUGAAGAAAGAAUGUCCACCCUGUGGGUUUGUGCAUUGUGCACUCACUCAAGGAAGGGCUGAGGGUCCACUUCCCCUCACCUACUUACAGUGGGUGUCUCACACGGCCCUGUAACUUGGCCCUUGGGGACAUGGAUAUUCACAGAUGCUACAGAACUUAUUACAACUAUGCUAGUGUGAGCCCCUCAGUUAAACAUGUUUGACACGGUUUUCAUGCUGAAAGGGCCGACAAAUGGCUUUGCUCUUUAAGAGUCAAAGAUUUCCCUACAAUGAAUCAACGCAUUUUUGCUUUUGUGUUAAAUGUAGCUAUACUAAAAUAUAUUGCAUCCACCAUAGUUAUGUAUUCUCCUUCAGUAUAAAAUAUUUUCUACCACCUGAAGAUCAUAGCCAUGAUUCUCAUGACCUAAGCAUUCAUUAUGUAAGAUCCACUUCUGACAUUCCACUGUGUGUUACUCAAAGACGAGACAAUAACACACAGAAAAGGUAAAUUACAGCUGUUGGUGAAGCCUCGUCUUAUUCAUGACGUAGAAAGUUGCCAUCUCUUAGUUGACACUGUCGAUGAGGAAAGCAGUGGAAACCUGAAACCCCCAAAGGCUGCGAAGCACAAGUUUCUUUGAGCUUUGAUUUUGGUUGUGUUGUCUGGAGUCAGUCAUUCCCCGUGCUACAAGUGAGGACACACUGUGCUGCGGAAUCUGGCUUCCAGCCGCAGCCCUGACACACUGACGCUGAGCUCACUGGACGAAGCAUGACACACGUAAGAACUGCUGCUGUUACCGUUACCACUUGGGGAUUACCCGUAGUAAAAAGUAUUGUUUGUAUUUAAAGAUGUUCAGUGUGCACGCUCAUGGGUGUUUUGGUUCUAAGAAGAAACCCCAAGUUUACUGAUCGUUUCUCUGAGGGCCUCUAAAGCUGAUGUUCAGUGCCCUUUCAAAGGUGUCUAUCUGCCUCUGUCAGUGCCUAACUGCACACACAGAGAUCAAGUGUUCUGGGACGCACCAUAUGAAACACUAGCAGUGCUUCUCGUGUUUAAACACAUAUCCAGUGUUCUUGCUCAUGUUAUGCUCCGGUUUCCAAGUGACAGUCUCUGUGUGAAGUUGUGUUAAGAUGGAGGGGAAAGUAAUCCUAAAUAGUUUCACUUUAGUAACAUGCAGUGCUACCAGGAGCCUUUAAGUCAGUAAAUGACAGAAUGAAACUUUUGAAAUUAGAAGACAGUCUCUUAAAAUUAUGAUAAAUGCAAUCAGAAUGAGGAGAGUUUGAUAAACAUGGCUAACAAAGCCAGUCACAAACAGCACCCAGCUCUGAGAAAAAUGCCGAGCCCGAUGGGCUGUGCAAAAUCCCAUCUAAUUUUGAAAUAAAAGAUCAGAAAGCUGUGCAUUGCCAGAACACCAGACAAAAAUAUUUUGGUAGCUAAAGAUCAGUGCCAGCUUCCUCACUGACAACCCCUUAUUCAGCAAAGUUAUACAAAUACUCAUUCCCCAUAGGAAUUUUGAAAUGUUAUCAUUUGACAAGAAAAUAAUGUGGACUUAAGUGCUUUGCCUUUUAUUCAGCCUGCGCCAGAAUCAGUUGUUCAUCACUGUUCCAAAGCAAAGAAGUAGUGUAGGUACCAACAUUAAAAUGC
Messenger RNA from Microtus ochrogaster (prairie vole), 2714 nucleotides. RefSeq names its product ankyrin repeat domain 29 (gene Ankrd29). NCBI's taxonomy places the organism in Eukaryota, Metazoa, Chordata, Mammalia, Rodentia, Cricetidae. The record is from RefSeq and is a predicted model, not a curated record. Gene Ontology annotation, molecular function: protein binding.